AUGUUUUAUUUCCUUCGUGAAUUAUGGCAUGAUGGGUAUAGAUUACCUUGGACAUUCAUUCUGCUAAUGUCGGUUUCCCUUUUCACCCUCGCUGCGCUCACUUGUACAAUCUUCCUCCAUAUCCGUUACGGGCUAUCUGCAUCUCUCAACCUCACCCUCAACGCCGUCCUCGCACUUCUCUGGGCUGUGUCUUUUGCUCUGCUAGCAUGGUGGUGCUCUGGCACAUUGGCACAUGUAUGCGAUGCGCAGAAUUGGGAGUCGGAGGCAGGGAUAAGUGUGUGCAGGAUGUACAAGGCGCUGUUCAGUUUUGCAUUGCUGGGCUUUGUGGCGACAGCGCUGGCGUUGGGGUUGGACAUCAGGGUUAUGAGGAGCGCGAGGAGGAGAGGCGUCUUUCAGCAAUUGGAUGUGCUGGAUGGUGGGAAUGGGAAGAGAGACGGCGAAUUGGGAGAGGAGGAUGUCAAUCCAAAUCCAGUCGCAGCACAAGCCCAACGGGCGAGGGGAGGGGAUGGGUAUGCGCUGCCGGAAGAGCAGUUUGAGUAUAACGAUAUUGGAUAUCAAGGCGCAGCAGGGCAGAUUGGGAGAAGUAGAAUAUGA
Alternaria arborescens is the source of this 594-nucleotide messenger RNA. RefSeq lists its product as hypothetical. The coding region runs from base 1 to 594 and encodes 197 amino acids. The record is from RefSeq and is a predicted model, not a curated record. The transcript is spliced from 2 exons. Lineage: Eukaryota; Fungi; Ascomycota; Dothideomycetes; Pleosporales; Pleosporaceae.